Molecule: messenger RNA, 2335 nt
Organism: Paramacrobiotus metropolitanus
Lineage: Eukaryota; Metazoa; Tardigrada; Eutardigrada; Parachela; Macrobiotidae
Product: gamma-aminobutyric acid receptor alpha-like
Exons: 15
Coding region: 583-2250 (555 amino acids)
Biological process (GO): nervous system process; regulation of membrane potential; chemical synaptic transmission
Cellular component (GO): synapse; membrane; neuron projection
Molecular function (GO): GABA-A receptor activity; extracellular ligand-gated monoatomic ion channel activity; neurotransmitter receptor activity
Source: RefSeq, a predicted model, not a curated record
UUCUGUAAUCACAGACGUAUCUCCAAAGUUAAAUUUUUUACCAUACAAAGGACAUCUAAUUCAAUAUAAAAAUAGCGGAUCAUUGAGCUGGAUAACAGGCCUGAUCGACAAUGAUUGCCUGUGGAAUCGCCCAGCUUCCUGUAGUGUUUGCCGUAGUAAUUAUCAUCCUGCCGCCAAAAUAAGCAUGAUUCUGUCAACAUAAGUGGUGAUUAUGUGUAGUCCAGGGGAUGCGCCACUGGAGGGCACUUAUUCCUCGCCUAUGGCUAUUUAAUCAGCAAUUUUGUGGCCGAGAUGAGUUAAUCGGAAAUCCAGUUAUGCUCCAUCAGCCUACUUGAAAGCUGUCGAUCCCCAUCGCCCAGUGUAUCCUUCAAGCUUGUCAAGUUAUCCAGGAAGGAAACUGUCCUUUCGGUCAGAUAGCGAAUCCCUUACUUUAACAAGAUAUCCCGCUCUCUCUUCAUUACAUCCAAUAGAGCUGGUCUUCACUUCCCUUGUCAUAUCACACACUGACAAUCUGCACCAUUGUUGCAAUAAAAACAGCGCAGAGGAAUUCUUCAUCUCGAGGACGGUUUAAUUUUCUUCAGAAUGUUGAUUACGGCGGUGCAGCUGUUUAUGUCGGCGAUUUGGUUUAUACAGCUUGGCGCACGAUCAGCUGUUUCCGCUGACCAUCAAGGCACGCCAUCAUACCGAACACACACGGACAAUAUGGGAUUUCGCAAUGUCUUCAGCUUCAGUGCGAAUAUCGAUGACGCUAAUCUGACGUCCGUGACCAUGAUCCCCACCGCGACGCAGGCGAACGAAUCUACGCACAUCCAGUCGGUCACGGACAUCAUCGAUACUUUAUUAAUGGAUUACGAUAUCAAAGCUCGUCCACCAGGACCGACAACGGAAGUUCUCGUCGACAUCGUUCUGCGGUCUAUGGGAACCGUUAGCGAAAGUCAAUUUGAAUACAGCAUUGACUGCUAUUUCCGGCAGUCUUGGAUUGAUCGCCGAUUAUCGUACGGUCAGUUUUCCAACAUCUCAGCGGCAUUACUUCCGCUGGGCGUAACCGUUCUGCAGAAAAUUUGGAAGCCGGAUACGACCGUUUUUAAUGGAAAGCCCAAUUCUUAUGUACAUGACAUCACUAGUCCCAAUAAAUUUAUUAGAAUCUAUCGUGAUGGGACGCUGAUAUAUUCGCAGAGGUUGACCUUGCGUGCCCGCUGUCCAAUGCAACUGCAGAGAUAUCCGAUGGACACCCAACAUUGUCCGUUGGAUUUGGGAAGCUUUGCUUACACCAAAAAAGAUGUUGUUUACAAGUGGAAGUACGGGAAUGCGAAGGCAGUAGUUUUAGCCGAGGACUUGAAACUAUCUCAGUUUUAUUUGUUAAAUGCCGUUGGAUUCAAUUCUACCAGAAUAACACCUCUAGGUGAAUAUUCUAUGCUUUCAGUGGAAUUUACUCUGCAGCGCCAUUCAGGAUAUUUUUUAAUUCAAAUUUAUGCUCCGUGCAUAUUGACCGUUGUUCUGAGCUGGGUACAGUUCUGGUUAAAUCGAGAAGCGUCGGGGGACAGGAUAACACUGGGAGUUACGUGCGUGUUGACCAUGACCUUUCUCGCAGUUUAUAAAAGCUUGGAAAAAUAUGCAGGAAUUGAUACUCGAAGUGGAGGAGAUUAUCCACGUGUCUCGUAUAUGACAGCUCUGGAUUUAUUUGUAUCCAUGUCCUUUGUAUAUAUUUUUCUGUCCAUCGUCCUGUAUGCUUUCGUGCACAUUAAUACCAAAUACGGCACCGGCGACAGUUACCAUCGCUGGCCGGCGGAAGUGUUAUGCUACGACACCCCAGAGAGACGGACCAAAUUCUAUCAGCGGAAACUAUCACGCGCGCUAAGCCAGACGUAUGGAUCGCGUCGGCGCUAUUCCAUUGCCAACUGUUCUCGUGUGGAUGAACUGCAUUUGCGUGAGGCGGAUUACGCGCGCGAUAUCAAUGGCGGUCCGUUGGGAAAGGAGCUAACCGAGAGUCCAGAGCGGAAAGAUUCGAUAUUUUCUGCUUUUCUAGCCGGAAAUUCCUGUCAGAAAUUCUUACGUCUGUGCUUUGGUAUCCACCCAUACCGAUCGUACUUCGAUAAGGAUACGAAAAAAUUUGUCGAAAACAUGUCACAUGGACGGAUCAAUAGUAUUAGUCAGAUUGAUCGGACAUGUCGGGUGGCGUUUCCAGUAUCUUUUACAAUUUUUAUGUCUUUCUACUUUUGGUACUAUUCUAGCGAGUCAAACGCUAAAUAAUGCACACGGUAGUAUUGCGUUGCCUUUUUGAUUGCGUUAAUCAGAAUACUGACAUGUGAACAUACAUCGUGUACGAAAUAAAAAG